Messenger RNA from Caenorhabditis briggsae, 852 nucleotides. It is a transcript of the gene Cbr-egl-46, whose product is annotated as Protein CBR-EGL-46. The record is from RefSeq and is a predicted model, not a curated record. Gene Ontology annotation, biological process: neuron differentiation; regulation of cell cycle process; negative regulation of transcription by RNA polymerase II. Gene Ontology annotation, molecular function: DNA-binding transcription repressor activity, RNA polymerase II-specific; RNA polymerase II cis-regulatory region sequence-specific DNA binding. The transcript has 5 exons. Bases 1 to 852 code for a protein of 283 amino acids. Lineage: Eukaryota; Metazoa; Nematoda; Chromadorea; Rhabditida; Rhabditidae. Gene Ontology annotation, cellular component: transcription repressor complex; nucleus.
AUGGUGCCUGUAGGCGACUUUUGGGUCAAAGCAAUACUAUCAUCAACAAAUCCCAGUCCAGUUCCAUCAACAACAUCAACAGUCUCCAAUGAUGAGAACUUGGACAAAGGAUUCGAUUUCGAUUGCUCAACACAAACUUCUUUCCAACCAUUGCCAAUGUUCUGGAAUCCGUCUCUGGUUCAACAGAUGUUAGCUUUGUAUCAAAUCCAGCAGCAGCAACUUCAGUUCAGCUCGAAGUUUUGUACGCCGACGUUGUUCUCGGAACCCAUGAAAGAUCUGUCAACACUAUCUCGUAAACGUCAAAUGGCUCCAGAACCAAAGAAAUCCAAGAUUCGGAAGCUCAAUGAGGAUACCGUUACCAAUUCUCCAGUGAGCGGAAUGUUCAUAAAGGAGGAGGGUGAUGUGAAAUCCGUGGAGGAGCUCCAGAAGGAAGCUGAUAUGUUGGAUGAGACAGCAGCAUAUGUUGAGGUGACUGAAGAGUCAAGACAAAAGAUCGAUGAGAUUCCGAAUGUCAUCGGAGACUGUAUCUGCCGGCUGUGCAAGGUGAAAUACGAUGAUGUGUUCAAGCUGGCACAACACAAAUGUCCAAGAAUUGCGCAUGAGGAAUACAAAUGUCCCGAUUGUGACAAGGUGUUCUCGUGUCCGGCCAAUUUGGCAUCGCACCGUCGUUGGCACAAACCUCGUAAUGAAUUUGGAUCCACUUCUCCACCGUCACAGUCUUCUCCAACCAUCGUCUCCUGUACCACCUGCUUCAACUCUUUCCCAUCGAAGAAGAUGCUCAAACUCCACGCAACCACAUGUCAACGAUCUCCACUUCAAGAUCUUCUCUCAAGAGUCAUCCCCACCAUGUAA